Haliotis rufescens (red abalone) is the source of this 8984-nucleotide messenger RNA. Its product is annotated as trafficking protein particle complex subunit 8-like. Lineage: Eukaryota; Metazoa; Mollusca; Gastropoda; Lepetellida; Haliotidae. The transcript is spliced from 28 exons. Gene Ontology annotation, biological process: protein localization to phagophore assembly site; endoplasmic reticulum to Golgi vesicle-mediated transport. The record is from RefSeq and is a predicted model, not a curated record. Gene Ontology annotation, cellular component: phagophore assembly site; TRAPPIII protein complex; cytoplasmic vesicle. Bases 112 to 4698 code for a protein of 1528 amino acids.
CAUCAAAAUGGCCGACGACAUGUCACAAAUGGAUUAUUAUGCAUUCAGUUUUCUCAGAGACAGUAGAAUAUCUGUAAUAUGGUGAUUUUAGGGAAAAUAUCUUAAGGAACAAUGGCACAGUGCAAACAGUCUGCACCGGAGUUUAUCCAGAACACGUUCAGUCCGCAUGUGGCUGUCUUGUGUAGCAAAGAUGCAGAGGUUUUGUGUCAGAAAAAUAAUUUGACUUUUGCUCAACUUGUUCAGCCUUUUUGUCGCUUAGGCACAGAAGUUCACAUCAAAGACCCCAACAAUGUGUCCCACUCAAUCCACAACCUGCGUAUCAGCACCUGCGACAUGUCUGCCACGCCCCCUCAACAGGCGACCACCAAGAAGAUGCUCGGUGAUGCCGUGGCGGGAUCACAGUUACAGACGGGGGAUGGGGGGAGAGGAGCGGGGAAUAUGAUGUCAGUUGGCAACUAUGACCUGCAACUCCAUGCAUCUACUCCAUGGUUUGAGGCAUACAGGGAAUGUUUCCUCGAUGUGAUUGCCCUGUCGGACCACGAGUACCUGAGUCACUGUGUGGGGUGUAUAUUUGUGGCCUCCUCUGGUCAGAGUGACCCCAUUGCGACCUUCACCAGCUUGACCAAUCAGCAGCUUCAGCAGCAACAACAGUUUCCCAACAAGGUGCCGCGCUGGUUCUGUCCAGGAAUACUCACCUACUACGUCCUCCUGCAUGACGUCAGUGACGGCGAACUGCCCAGGGCGGAAGCUUACUACCAAAGCAUGAAGACAACAUUUGGGUCUCAGUGUUGCCACCUGCUCCAGAUCAACUCUCGCUCCCUCCAGACUGUGGAGAACAUGAAGCCUGAGGCCUCCCUCCCCGACCCCUGGAGUCAGUUCCUGCCCAAACCCCCCGAGGUACAGCCGGUGAAAUCCCACACGCCUCGCUACUUCAUCACCUGGGAGGGUGUUGAGUAUGACGGGCUGCCACUGCAGGAUGACGCCAGCUUCCCUUCCCAUCUGUCGGAGGCAAGACUGACCUCAACAAUCCCUGACCUCGAGAACUCAAUGAUCGAGACCACGCCAGAUGUUAUUUCUGACAAGAUCUCCUCAGUUCAUUCCUCUAGUCUUACAGAUUUGAACGAAACCAACACCAGCAAUAACGAGUUGUUGAUGGAUCACCCACUAGCAUUCCACUCCACGGAGACCCAAGCCCAGGUAGAAGAAUCCAGUAUAGCCCAUGACGGGGAUGCCACAGCGGCUGCCAACGGUUACCAGGACGGGAAGAGCGCUGGUUCGGCGGCAGGGCAGGAGAAGAGCAAGCUGCGUGUCCACGGCGUCUGUCUCACAACCAGCGACAUGGACCGCCUUCGUAUCUUCAUGCACGAGUUUGUGGUGCGAUCCCUCAUACCCUGGGCAGAGAAACAGAUGAGGAUGCUGAAUGAGCAGCUGACAUCAAGGAAGGGAAUCCACAGAUCCAUCUUUAGUGCCACCAAGAAGUGGUUUGGUACCAACAAACCAUCCGGACCCGUACAGGCUUCCCAGAAUACAUCUGUAGUGUACACGUCUGAAGCGCCUGAACUUCAACUCCGCCGACUUGCAGACUUGGCUUUCCUCUUCCAAAUGUACGACUAUGCCUACCACACCUACCACACUGCCAAGAGAGACUUCAACAAUGACCAUGCAUGGCUGCAUUUUGCGGGGGCCUUGGAAAUGGCCAGCCUGUCUAUCUUCAUGCUUGGGAGUCAGAGCCAGAGACAGUACCCACACCACUACAUGGAGUCGGCCAUCACCACCUACCUGACCACAUGCAGGAACUUCCAGUAUGCUAUCCGGGCCACUCUAGUCAGCACGGAGGCACUCAAGUGUCGGGGAAUGUAUGGGGAGGCUGCCAUGCAGUUCCUCAAGAUGACCAAUGAGGUGGGGGAUUCCGACCUGUCCAGUGCCCUCUUCCUGGAGCAGGGAGCUCACUGUUUCAUCAAUAUGAAGACGCCGAUGGUGCGGAAAUAUGCGUUUCAUAUGAUACUGGCGGGACAUAGAUUUAACAAGGCGGGACAGCGCAAGCACUCAUUGAGGGCCUACUCGCAAGCAUUACAGGUCUUCAAGAGCAAGUACUGGUCCCUUGCAGAGGAUCACAUCCACUUUACUAUCGGGCGUCAGUCAUUCAACCUCAAACAGCUGGAGAAUGCUUCCUCCGCGUUCAAGCACCUGCUGAUGGCGGAGAGCAAACAACCAGCAUCCCAGCAGGGAGCCUUUCUCAGAGAGUACCUGUUUGUAUAUAAGCAACUGCUGACUCAGGAGGCCGGGGAGAACUGCUCGUACGGCCGCCUGCCGGAGCUGCCCCUGCCCAACAUCAACAGCAACACCACCAAGGUCCUGCUCGGGAAACAACAGCCGCAGAUUCCAGAGAACCCACGGAAGACACCAGCAACAGGGGUGUGGUUCGAUCACGAUGAGAGUCGAAACAUGAGCUGGCAGAAGCUGGAAGAGAGGCUUGUCAUUUCAGCCAAUGGUGGAUCCCUGCCUAACACCUUCCGAUCUACACUACAAUGCUUUACUAACAAUACAGAGAACAGGGCCAGCCCUAUAGCUUUUGUAGGAGAGCACAUCGUGGUGGAGGUGCAGGUAGAAGACCCCCUGCAGGUGACUCUGGUGCUGUCUGACGUCAUGCUGCUGUGGAGCUUCCUGCCCAGUAUAGCUGGUGCUGACAAGCCACAACUCAUCUCCAACGAGGUGUCCACAGGGGUCAAGAACAACCUGGCAGAUGAGAUUAUCCAGACAACGGUCAUCAAGGAGGUGGUGCUUGAAGGAGGGCAGACGGCUCCGAUCCGCUUGACCCUGGUGCCGAGACAGCCAGGUGAGCUACGGGUGGUGGGCCUGGCCUACAACCUGGGCACCACCAGCUCCCAGUCCCAGAGCUCCUCCCCCCUCCCCGGGGACAUGCCCUCCUCCACCGCCUCCCCCUCUAUCCUGGGCUCGCAGAAACCCACCUUCAUCAGCAGCGUGUAUGUGCGUGGCAAGCAGAAGCUGGAAGUGCAGGGGCCGCGGCUCAACGCCAGCAAGGAUGACAAGACCAGCAAGUUGUAUGGGCCAGACAGGAGGCUGGAUCUCACGGUCCACGAGGAGAUGCCGAUAUUGGAGGUGAGCUUCUGUGACUUCCCCGACUCCCUCCUGUGUGGGGAGGUCCACUGUAUUGAGAUGGAAGUACGGAACACCGGUCGCAGCCCCCUACAUCAGCUCAAGGUGACGUCCACACACCCCGACUUCUUCACGUUCGGCUGUAGUCAGGACCUCCCUAAAUACCCCUACGUGUACCAGACCAGGUCCGUGGACAGUGACAUCAGCAACCCCAUAGACUCGUGCAGUGUGCGCUCAGUGCCUGAUGUUAUAGACAUUCCUAUUGAAGGUAACAUCCUUCGUCCCGGGGACACCAGGUCGCUGCCCAUGUGGCUGCGGGGGAACGACAUCGGAGGGGUACACGAAGUGGACUUCCUGUUUUACUAUGAACCACUUAACACACAAGCCAAAGAUAAAGAUUCUGUGAGACAUCGAGUACUGCGACACCGAGCGGUGGUCAACACAGUGGAGUCGUUGAGUGUGAGGGCCAUGGUGACCAAGCCCAGUGCGUGUGUGUCCGGCAGUGACCGGCAGGAACUCAAGUCUUGCAUCAUCUCGUGCGAGCUGGAGAACCUCAGUCAGGUGCAGGUCCAGCGGCCCCACAUCCAGGAGGUGCAGGUGACCCAGGUGUCAUGUGCCAGUCAGGACUGGGUGGUCAACUCUCUCAGCAUCAGCGACCAGAAGGACGUCCGCAUCGGCAGUCGACACAUCCUGCAGCUGGCACUCAAGGGGACCAAGUGCGAGACAGAUGGAAAUCUGAUGUUCAGUGAGGUAUUCUUCGACAUGCAAAAGCAGAUUAACAGUGUCCAGACUCCCUGCUGUGACUUCUACUUCCGGAGUCCAGCGUGUCGCCAGAUCAGCUCCGCCACCGGUGACGCCACCCUGCUCCCCAUCCCCUCCUACCGCUCAGCGCCCACCCAGCCCGACUUCUCCAGUGUCAACAAGGCUAGGGAGGUGAAGCUGACCCUCAUCAUACUCUGGAAGGCAUUUGUUGCCCAGGAGAAUGGUCAGCUGAAGAUCCUUGUCGGACAGCAUCAUGUGUGCAUCGAGAGAGUGGACACGGUGGUCACAGCAUAUCCUCUAGUCCAGUCCAACCAAGACCAACCCCCACUCAAGUUUAUCCGUGAUGUGGAGCCGGAGACGGAGCCCCAGCCGAGUCCUGAGGUGACGACGAAGCUUGUCAGCUACUCCUUCCUCCACCAGCUGGACUCCACACACGACUUCAACAAGGGGUUGUGCAUUGUCCCUGUGACCCUGAAACUACAGAACCACACCAACACCUCUGUGGAUAUAUUGGUGGACACCAGCAAGUCUUCAGACAGGUUUGGAACAGCCUCCAGCCCAUCCCCGCCUCAGUUCUCCCCCGGUUCCCCCACUCCCCCAGUGAUGAGCUGCAGCUUUAGCUGGGUCGGCCCAACCCUGGCUAACCUCACCCUUGCCCCCGGGGCCGACCAGCAAUUACAACUGAAGGCUGCGUUCUGCCGCCCAGGGGUCUACAACUGCAACAACCUGGCUGUGUUUGUGACCUACGCUGAUGCAGACCCCUCAGAGAUGAUACUACAGAAGCACUCAACACCUAGCAUCAUCACACUCUCGGCUUGACCAUGUUGGACAUAUCAGCUUUGUCCAUUUGUCUACAUCAUGGCAUAACAGGAACUCAUUAAUUCCAUGGAAUUGGCAAUCAGUCAUCCUAACAGGGCUUUGGAUACAGAUCCAAAAGAAGAAAUGUGUUUUAUUGUUUUUAUUUGGGCAAUGGACAUUUAAUGUUCAAGUGUCUUAUAAAGAGUAUGGAAGAAUUCCUGUUUUGAAUAAUACCUUUUGAGUGGAUUGAGUGCAACCUUAUAACUCUUGGACAUGUGUUAGAAAUGCUUCAUGUGCUUGACUUGGGUGGUGCAAGCUUUGCCCUGACCAGUUGCAUGAGAUGGAGAUCUUUGUCUGCGUGCUUUGUAAGAUAGAACAUGUCUUUCACAGUUUAACCCAAAGUUGGUGUCUUGAGCUGACAAGAACUGGAUUAGCAGAAGUAAGUACUUUGAUAUUGUAAGAAGGGACCACUGGAUCAAGGCAGGACGUCAACGUGACGGUAGAGUUCAGCCUAUUGGAAGUUCCAUGAAGGGGACACAAGACAUCGGAAGCUGAAGAAUGUCCUGCCAGUGAUGAUUAGCAGAGGAGUUGAGUUCACAAGACAACAGAAGGUUUGGUUCAUUCAACAAUGAUGGGUGAUAUUGUGACUAGGUGUUCACAUAAGUGACUCAAUUUGGAAAUGGUUCUGAUAAGGAUCUUUCUUGUAACACUACAUUGGACAAUCAGCUUGGGUUAUGUUUGAUGUCUUCAUACAAGAUCCAAGGACACCCAAGGACAACCGAGGACAACCAAGGACAACCAAGGACACAUGAUGAAAUAAUGGCCUGAAAUGGAGUGCUUGUGAAUUGUCUGCUAAUGAAUUAUUCUGAUGAUCAAUUCUUGUGGAGCUCAACAAUAUAGAGGAACAGUCUUUACUUUUGUGAUUAUCAGAGGGUGCAUUGUGCAAAGCAACGCUUUUUGAACAUGAUGAAGCACUGCUAAUAUUGGUGACCAGUGUGAUGAAGGCUUGGAAGUAUUGUUUCUUGCAAAGGUUGGAAUUUUGGAAUAUUCCACAGUUUCUAUGUUGUUUUUUGUACAGUUCCAGAUGUGUCAUGGAUGAAUAAUAACCAUGAGAGGCUUCCUACAGUUGCACAUGCUUCAUGCUUAGUGUUCUCACAAGAAACUUGCCCUUGUCUGUUGGACAUGUGUCAAAGAAAAAUCCACGAGAGUCCCCAGAAACAGUUGAAGCCACCGCUCAGACAGCCUCCAUCUUACUUUAUGUUGUGACAAGCGUCUGUCAGGAUCUGUGGUUUCAAAGGAUCAUCUGACAAUGAGCAAAUGAGGAACAGUUGAAGCCACCACACAGACAGCCUCCAUCUUGCUUUAUGUCAUGACAAGCACCUGUCUGUCAGGAUCUGUGGUUUCAAAGGAUCAUCUGACAAUGAGCAAAUGAGGAACAGUUGAAGCCACCACACAGACAGCCUCCAUCUUGCUUUAUGUCAUGACAAGCACCUGUCUGUCAGGAUCUGUGGUUUCAAAGGAUCAUCUGACAAUGAGCAAAUGAGGAACCAUUGGAGCCACCGCUCAGACAGCCUCCAUCUUGCUUUAUGUUGUGACAAGCGUCUGUCAGGAUCUGUGGUUUCAAAGGAUCAUCUGACAAUGAGCAAAUGAGGAACAGUUGAAGCCACCACACAGACAGCCUCCAUCUUGCUUUAUGUCAUGACAAGCACCUGUCUGUCAGGAUCUGUGGUUUCAAAGGAUCAUCUGACAAUGAGCAAAUGAGGAACAUUGAAGCCACCACACAUCACAUCUAGUCCUCAUCUUGUUUUUGUGUAAUGACAAGCACCUGUUAUCAUCGGUUGGUUCAUGAUGUCCUCUGCCUUUGAUCAUGAAACUAAACAGUAGUAGUUAUACAGACAUGUUUUGGCCAACCAGCGAGUGUGUCGAUGGUACAACAUAUAGCUUUACAUGUGAUUCAACUUCUGUGAUCAGAUUCAGCAUCUCUGUCAACUUUCAUAUUGACUCUUUGUAGCACCUUAGACUGGACAGCAGAUGUGUGUGUGUUGUUAGGUUUCAUACAUUUGAUAUUGAUAAUCCUGUACCAUAUCCUUGAUUGAGUCUUCUGUGAUGUUCAUAAAUCCUAUGUAAAAACUCUCACUAACUCACGCACGGACACGCUUUCUUACCUUCAGUACUUGAACUUGUGAAUCAGCUAACACUGAUAUAUAAUCAUAAAUUUGUAUAGGGGUUGAUCCAGGAUUUUGUAAAAAGGGGUAUGCACACUAUAUAUAAAUCACACCGUGAACAAACACAUGCUAUGUUGGCAAGUCAGGUGUUGGACAAAAGGGGAUGGAUGGUGUGGGUGGGGUUCUGGGUCUGCCAGUUAACAGUGUUUGAAAUCCAUCACAGUAUCCAGCCAGUCCCUUAGGUCAUUUAAGCAAAAAAAUGAAAAAAUCAGAAAGGUUACCAAGAUUACUUGCCCUUGGGAAGAGUUUCAAUAAUGUGACUGGCUGUGUGACUCUAUUCCAGCACUGCCAAGAUGAAGAUGUACAUGUGCAUGUAUCCUUUGUUGCUGGUACAGAAUUGUAUGUAUCGUCCAGUGUGGUACACAUAAUUUAUUACACAAUCCUUUAUAGUGAGACACAUCCAUGUUGAAUCUUCUAUGAUACAUUUUCAUAACUGAGCCUUUAAUGUUGUUGUACCCACAUUUUGUACCCACUGUUGGUCCUGUUCAUACUUCACCUUGCUUCUCCGUAGGAUACAUAGAGUUAGGUUUCUUUCACGAUUGUUUCCUUCAUUGUGACACUAAGUCCUGAUCUUGUAUUCUAAAUAGUUGAUACACAACCUUGGACUAAAGAGGGUGCAUUCUCUCCACUUGAGAUACACUUCUAGAAAUUGGUACGUACUAUAAAUUGUAAAAUUAUUGUGAGUGCCGACCGCGAUUGAAAGAUUUAAGUUGCCCUUCCUUUGAAAUAUGAACCAACAUCUCUUUGAUGUUGAAAGUUAUUACUUCAAGAAAGGGAUGCUCUCAUAUUUUGCAUCAGGUCCAUGCAGCGUGUAGUUUACAGUAUUCAUGAAUGUGUUGUCAUGCUACAUUGUUGAUACACAUUUAGAACAUGGCUCCUUUCUUCAUGAAUCACUUCAUGUGAGUGUCGACAUUAAGCAUGUUACCAUGGUUACCAUGUCUAUUAUGUUUACUUUGUCCUUGAUUAGUAGCUCUUGCUGUUUUUGAUCAUAUUACGAAGUAUCCUCACUUUAACUUCUAUGAGAGGCGGUUAGAAGUUGGAGUACUAAGUAAGGAAAAGAUACAUCGAUGAACAAUUUGUUAUAAAGAAGUUGUUCAUCCGUAUAUCUUAUCCUUACUUAUUCUUUGCAUAUUGCAUCAAAGUAAUUUCAUUUAAGUAAUUGUCAUCGGUCAAUUUCAAGUUGAUCUGUUUUUACAGGGAUUGUAAGAAGGUUUUUGUAACUUUUGUGAAAAUUGUAUCAAAAUGUAGCUUCAUUUAUUACGUACUUAUGAUUUAUGAUCAGCCCAGCAGUGUUGUGUGCAUCAGGUGUAUUGAUGUAUGGAUGAUGCAGUUAUUGUGGGGCAACUGUCAGCAUCACAGGUAGCAAGCAAGACAGCUAAAUAUGUAAACAGUUCAUGCGGAUCAACAUGCGAAAGGGGAGUAUUCAUGUGUGUUAUUUGUUUGAAAAUCAUAUUAGCUGAUGAAGAUGAUACCAUGGUAGCAUGCAAAUCAAGAUGAUUGAAGGGUGAAAUUGUAUCUUGGUUGUCGGAGUGGACAGGGAUCGAGGGCUAGGAUGUUGAUAUGUUGUUACCAUGGUUAUAGUCAAUUGUAGUUCUUAUCACAAGGCGGGUUAUGACGCUCCAGGAAAGCGAAUACAAUUUAACUUAUCUCAAAGUCAUAUUUUGAUUUAAGUAAUUUUAUUGAUCCAAAGGUGGCACUGGUGUCCCAGUCAUCUAAGGCGCCUCAAUUUGCUAUGCAGUGUUGCGUCCCUUGGGCACGCAAGAAACCUAUGAUUGUGGGUUCAAAUCCCCAUUUGCCCCGAUUAUGUUUCUUGGUUUGUCAGCACCAUACUCGUGCUCGUGGCUUUCAUCAAAGUGGUAAACGUCUGAGAACUGUGCAUCAUUUGGGGCUUACCCCACUCAUUUAGCUGACACACCGUGAUAUGACUGGAAUACUGUUAAAAACUGCGUUAAACCCAACUCACUCACUCACUAUUGAUCCAAGACUCUUCGAGGGGAUGAUAAGUCCUAAAUGUUAUAAAAAUAACUACAAGUUACCUUUUCCUAAUGAGAUGAUUAGGAAAUAGAGUUUAGUUUAGCUGAU